Daktulosphaira vitifoliae (grape phylloxera) is the source of this 1237-nucleotide messenger RNA. It is a transcript of the gene Non3, whose product is annotated as ribosome production factor 2 homolog. Gene Ontology annotation, cellular component: nucleolus. The transcript has 6 exons. The record is from RefSeq and is a predicted model, not a curated record. Gene Ontology annotation, molecular function: rRNA binding. Bases 146 to 1156 code for a protein of 336 amino acids. NCBI's taxonomy places the organism in Eukaryota, Metazoa, Arthropoda, Insecta, Hemiptera, Phylloxeridae. Gene Ontology annotation, biological process: maturation of LSU-rRNA from tricistronic rRNA transcript (SSU-rRNA, 5.8S rRNA, LSU-rRNA); ribosomal large subunit assembly.
AUAAUCUCUUAUCAGUGACGUUCGUAACUUCAGUUUUUAAUAGUAAAUAUUAGACCCACGAGGCUAACUGUAUAUUUUUAUUUUUGACUUAAUACCAUAUCAUCUCUUAAAUUUUUAAUUAUUCUUCAAUUCUAUUUGCUAAAAAAUGGGUGUUAUACAACGAGUAGCAAAACCUAGAACAAAAAGAGGAAAACGAGUUUUAUUGAAAAGAGAACCUAAAGUAAUAGAAAAUGUAAAGCAAUGUAUUUUUAUACCGGGUCGGAAAGUUUCACAAACAUCCAAAAAUUGUUUAGUAGAUUUGUUAAAACUAAAGAAACCAGAUGCUGUUAUGUUGACUCAAAAAAAUGAUAUUUUGCCUUUUGAUGAUACUGUACAAAUUGAAAAGCUAUUACAGAAACAUGAUGCAUCAUUAUUCUUUUUUUCAUCUCAUAAUAAAAAAAGGCCAAACAAUAUAGUUUUAGGUCGUACCUAUGAUCAGCACGUUUUAGACAUGUUUGAAUUAGGAAUAGAAUCCUAUAAAAGUUGUACAGAAUUCAAAGGUUUAUCUGAGAUUACAGCUGGAGUUAAGCCUGUUUUAGUAUUCUUAGGUGAUCAAUUUGAUAGUGAUCAACAACUUAAACGUUUACGGAAUUUACUAGUAGACAUGUUUCAACGACAACAACUUAAACAGAUUAGACCAAAUGGUGUUCAAUUAGUUCUUUCAUUUACUGCUGUAGAUAAUAAAGUUUUAUUGCGCUCAUAUAGAUCAACUCUUUCAAAAACUAGUAUAAAAACACCUAGAGUUGAAUUGAAUGAAGUUGGACCAUCUGUAGAUUUUGUUUUGAGAAGAGAUCUUAUGGCUAGUGCAGAUCUAUUUAAAACUGCCUGCAAACGAAUUUCACUAAAAGGUAAAAAAAUUAAGGGUGUACGGCGAGAUAACUUUGGUUCUAAAUUAGGUCGUUUACAUAUGACAAAACAAGAUGUAAACAAACUUCAAACUAGAAAAAUGAAAGGUCUUAAAAAAACAUUUGCUGAAAAGAAAAUGAAAAGGAUGGCCAGUGAAGAAAAUAAUGACCUAGCUAUUAAAAAAUCUAGAGAUAAUCUUAAAGCAUCACCUGGUAAAAAAUUAAAGAAGUUCAGCAAAAAAGGAAGAAAAUUAAGAGGCGGACAAGUAUAAACUUAUAAGUUGCUAUAUUAUAAUCUUUAUUGGUCAAAAUAAACAAAAUGUUUGGAUAUAAUAAAAAUGUUCAAAAAUAAA